CGCAAAUAAAAAAACAAGAAACGCAACGACAAAGAAGACUGGGGUCUAGUUCUUAGUUUCCCGCCAAAACCUUAAUUUAUGCCAAUUUAUGUUGACUCAGAGCACCGCGAGUCUUCGAACAAAUAAUGGACGAAAGUGGUUUGCGAAGUAUUAUAGAAGAUUAUUUUCAUCUAGGGUAUGAAAAUAGAGUUAUCAUCGACUUUUUAAGCAAGCAGCACGGUAUUGUCUUGAGUUUGACAACUCUAAAACGACGGCUAAACCAAUAUGGCCUACGAAGGAGAGGAACAUCUGUUGACGAUCAACAACUAAGAAAUUUAAUUCAACAAAUAACUUCAGGUCCCGGGGAGCUUCAAGGAUAUAGAUCUGUAUGGCAUUCACUACGACUGGAACAUCAUGUACAUGUCUCAAGACAACGUGUUGCAGAAAUUGUGAGAGAGGUGAAUCCUCAAGGAACCCAACAAAGAAGAAGACGACGGCUGACAAGKCGAAGAUAUUCAAGUUGUGGACCCAAUUUUUGCUGGCAUAUAGACGGGUAUGAUAAGCUAAAGCCGUUUGGGUUCCCAAUACACGGAGCAAUAGAUGGUUACAGUCGCAAAGUGCUGYGGCUUAAAAUGGCUAGGUCUAAUAAUAAACCAGAAGUCAUUGGUAGUUUUUUCAUUGAUUAUGUCAGAGAAUGCUCUGGAUGUCCUAUUCUAGUACGGACAGACUGUGGCACAGAGAAUGGAAUCGUUGCUGCUAUGCAAUCAUAUUUCAGACAAGAAAGCACUGAUGAAUUUGCUGGUGAAAAAUCACAUAGAUAUGGCACAUCACCUGCAAAUCAAAGAAUUGAAUGUUGGUGGUCAUCUCUGAGACGAGGAAGGACAUCUUGGUGGAUUGAUCAUUUCAAAAGCAUGGUAAACAGUGGAUUAUUGGAUACUGACAAUGAAGUACACAAGGAAUGCCUGUGGUUUUGCUAUCAACAGAUACUUCAAGCAGAAUUGGAUAGAGUGAAACAUCACUGGAACACUCACCGAAUACGCCCAUCAAGGUAUGGCACUAUACCUGGAGUUCCAAAUGUACUUUACCACUUACCUCAUCGUUCUAAUGGUAUUGAAUGCAAGAUAACCAUCCCAGCUGACAAGAUAAAUGCUAUGCAGAUAUAUGCACAAAAUGAUGACGACGAUGAUGAUGACAAUGAUGAUUCAGCUUUGUACCAAGAGUAUUUUGCUUAUGUUAUGCAAAAUGAGAUGCUUCAGUAUCCAAACACUCCUGAUGAAGCAUUUGACCUCUUUAAAACCUUAGUAGUUAUUACAAACAGGUAAAAUGAACCCUACUGUACAAUU
This is a messenger RNA of Exaiptasia diaphana, 1322 nucleotides long. RefSeq lists its product as uncharacterized. The transcript is spliced from 2 exons. NCBI's taxonomy places the organism in Eukaryota, Metazoa, Cnidaria, Anthozoa, Actiniaria, Aiptasiidae. The record is from RefSeq and is a predicted model, not a curated record. Bases 126 to 1301 code for a protein of 391 amino acids.